Sphaeramia orbicularis (orbiculate cardinalfish) is the source of this 2351-nucleotide messenger RNA. It is a transcript of the gene tmem128, whose product is annotated as transmembrane protein 128. The transcript is spliced from 4 exons. NCBI's taxonomy places the organism in Eukaryota, Metazoa, Chordata, Actinopteri, Kurtiformes, Apogonidae. The coding region runs from base 90 to 584 and encodes 164 amino acids. The record is from RefSeq and is a predicted model, not a curated record.
AAAAAGCGCCUCGUUUACCAGGAAGUGCCUGGUACGUUUGCUAAGAGCUAAUCUUGAAGCUAAAGCUAGUUAAUGAUAGCCCCAAUACAAUGCUUAACGACAGUGAGCUUGCGACUUUACGGAAUAGAUUUAAGAGAGAUGCAGAGUUUCUUAUGCAAACAACGCCGACGGAGGACGAAGACGAAAAGAGUCAAGAAGAAAAAGAUGUCAAACCUCUUCCAAGAAUUAACAGACACUCCGUUUUCUGGAUCAUGGCUUCUAUAGGCGUGACCUACUAUGUGGACUUCCUCCGCAACAUUAUGGAGAACGAUGAUAUCAAAAGUUGGUGGUUUAACGUGGGUCUGGUUCUCCUUGGGAUCUGCCUCUCCCUGGCCAUGUUUUGCAUCGUGUACCUCGAGUGGUUCAAAGGCAUCCAGCACUAUGAUCAAGAGUAUCCUGCCAUUCCACCCAUCACCACUGCAGCCUUUAUAGCAGCAUCGUGCAGCUUUAACAUUGCACUGUGGCCGGUGUGGUCCUUCUUCACUCCGCUCAUCCUCUUCACACAGUUCAUGGGUGUGGUCAUGUUCAUCUCUUUGCUUGGAUGAGUAUGACAGGUGAGGAUGAUAGUUCUGUUUGAUUUUUAACUCUGCUGUAUUAUUUUCAUUACUUUAAAGGUGUUUUUUUUUUUUUAAUUAUUAUUAUUGAAUGAAUGUCAUUGUAUUUGACUCUGAUUAGAAUCUCUGUUACACACGUUGCAUAUUAAAAACAAAAGCUUUAGUUUGAAGAAUCGAAAAACAUGAUUUGUCUUUGGUUUUUCAGGCGCAGAUGGCUGUUAUGUUAACCAAAAAUGUUGUUUUUAUCAUUUUAGAUUUUUCCAUUAUGUCUUAACCAAAAUUUUAAGUUCAUCUCUGUAAACAUCUUUCUAAUGUUAUAAAAAAGGGUUUCAGGGUUGGAGAUUGUCUUGACAAAAUCAAACACAGCCUUAUUUUCGUACACAAAUCCAGAGGUGUCAAGUAACGAAGUACAAAUACUUCAUUACCUUACUUAAGUAGAAAUUUUAGUUUUCUAUACUUUACUGGAGUAAUUAUUUGUCAGCUGACUUUUAACCUCUACUCCUUCACAUUUUCACACAAUUAUCUGUACUUUUUACUCUUUACAUUUUAAACAUAGCCUCGUUACUCCUAUUUCAUUUCGGCUUGUUUUCAUUCCCAUUUGUCAUCGUUCAAAUAAAAAAAAAAACAAAAAACAGAUAAAUCACACAUCCGGAUAGAGUGAAUUUGAUUGUGGUUGGAUGAGAAGUAUAAACAUAUACCAUUCUGACACCCUAUUGGUUUGUACGCGAUCUAUCGCACCUGACUUUUCGCACCAUUCCAAUACUUAUAUUCAACUACUCAUCAUAUCUUCCGCUCCAUGAAACACAUGUUAAUGCUCAGUAGUACACAUAUAUGGUUCUUCAAUACAUUGCACUAAAAUGCCUUCAUUUUCAAUGGAUAUACAUGCGGCUGAAACAGGUAGACUAGUGCAUCCCAAAUUUUUCAGCAGUAACAUUUUAAUAUAACAUUAUAGUCAUUAUGGGCUUUAGAAAAAUGUUUUUUGGGGAGGUGGGGUAGUCUACUAUAGGCCACUGUGGCACUGCCUAAGCUUUUGUCCUAAUGGUAUUUUUUUCCCCUUACAUUUACUUUUAUACUUUAAGUAGUUUUGAAACCAGUACUUCUUCAAUUUUACUGGAGUUAAAAGCUUGAGUUGAUUCAACUUCUGCAGAAGUCUUUUUAAACCCUAGUAUCUAUACUUCUACCUGAGGAAUGAAUGUGAAUACUUUUGACACCUCUGCGCAAAUCUAAAUAUAAGAACUCAAACCUCAUAUGCGAUCACUUUUGUUUGGAAACGAUCUAUUAACACACUCUGCAUGCACCACUAAGCAAUACAUUGUUGGCACCACUGAUGAAAUGUAUAUGAGUGAAGCAUAAUGCAUUGUAGGAUUACUGGGAAAAAGUCAGCUUUUUGUCUUGUUAUAGUAGGAAAUGCACAGAUGUUCCUGUACCAAAUGACUUUGUAAACUAUGGCAGUGUGACAGCAUAUAAUUCUAGCAGAUUAAAAGAAAUUAAAGCACAUUCAAACUGUCAUUAACUGCAUUAUUUACAUCUAUGUUUUUCCUAACGUAACAAAAAAAAGUUCUUUUUUUUUAACAACUGAAGAAAUAGUACUGUACCACCUAGAUCUGUGUUAAUGUAAUGAACAAAGGUUUUUUUUUAAAAUGUAUUUUUUAUCUCAUCUUUGGUCAUUUUUGCUGAAGAAUGUAAAGACGUAUGUUCACGUUCUGUAAAAUGUGUUUUUCUUUAAUAAACUUUAAAUAACUAAUUUCACAAACUGCA